UGUAUUAUUUUAUAAUUUGCAAAAACCGUCGAUUUUUAAUGAACGCAUUUUUACUAACUACAAUGUUAUAAGUAAUAAAACAUGCUACUUUUACACACGUGCUUAUAACCUCUGUUACCAACGUAACAUUUUUAAUUGCCAACGUAAACUUGAAUACUGAUUCAUUCUGCAUUUCGGCAUAAGAUUCUUUUUGUUACACAAAGAAAAAGAUGACAAUAGGUGAACAAUAGGAUCACACGCAAUAAUUAGUAUGCUGUUAUCUGUCAACUGUCAGACAUAACCUGCAUACUGAACGAACAUCUUCCCUGCUAUUGUUGUGUAGUGAAUUCUGAUCUCGUAUUUUAAAUUUUCGUAAUAUUUAAAAUUCGAACAUAUUAAAGUAAAGAUGUCAACACUAGCGAGUAGUGUAAAUUUGUAUCAAUUCGCCAAAGUUUUCGUGCCAGAGAUUCGAAGUUAGGUUCAUCAACUCCUAGCCAUCCCAAAAUACAAAACACAUAAACAGUGAGGUCUUUAUCAUCGUUGCACCCGAGGGUUAUCUCUAGUAAUAUCACAAGUCGCCGGUGAAAAAAACACCGAAUCGAACCUAUCGUACUGUUUUAUUAUUAAACGAUUUCCCUCUCAAUUUCGAUGGGAAAAGUCAUACAUCAUGGCGUAUUUAGCCGUGCCUUGUGACGAAACAUCGGUGAAGGUAUAUAACCGGAGAAUGAGCUCAGUUCGUGACUACAGACUUGUCAAUGUAACGGUUCUACGUUCGCACAGUGGAAUCGCACGUGCAGAGUCGGCCACGAAAUUUUGUCAUCCGAAGUUUUGCGGUGACACGGGAUAGUAAUUGCAGAACGUAAACGCUGUCGAUAUUCGACAGCUGCUCUGGAUAUAGUGAUCAGUAUAUUGUAUUGUCAGGGCGUAGUCAAAGAAGAGGAUGAGUUAUUACGGCGGUGGAGCUCCUCUCGAUGAUGUGUUUGUUAAAGCGGCGGUCGAAGUCAAACGAUUCCUUCCGUCGCUCUUCAACAUCAAAGUGUUGGGAGAAAAGGGAUCUGGCUUCAGACCUCGAGGAGCUGUUCAAGACUUCAACACACUGAGACGAGAAUGUUUGUCAACGGGAACUCUUUUCGAGGACCCCGAAUUUCCACCGGAUGAUUCGUCGUUGUUCUUCUCGAAAAGACCGGACAGAUACAUAGAAUGGAAACGGCCAAUGGAAAUUGCAGACAACCCUCAGCUCUUCGUCGAGGGGUUCUCCAGGUUCGAUGUGCAACAGGGAGAGCUAGGGGAUUGCUGGCUGCUGGCAGCAGUCGCGAAUCUCACGAUGGAUGCCAAUUUAUUCUUCCAAGUGGUGCCAGAGGACCAGAGCUUCGAGGAAAACUACGCCGGUAUCUUUCACUUCAGAUUUUGGCAAUACGGUAGAUGGGUGGACGUCGUGAUCGACGACAGAUUGCCAACGUAUCAUGGUGAAUUAUUGUAUCUGCAUUCGUCGGAGAGCAACGAAUUUUGGAGCGCAUUGUUGGAAAAAGCCUAUGCCAAACUUCAUGGUUCAUAUGAAGCAUUGAAGGGAGGAAGUACCUGUGAAGCUAUGGAAGAUUUCACUGGUGGUGUAACUGAAAUGUACCAAAUGGAUGAGACACCUCCUAAUCUGUUCAGUAUUUUGUUGAAAGCUUUUGAAAGAAAUUCGCUAAUGGGUUGUUCCAUUGAGCCUGACCCAAACGUGUUAGAAGCAGAGACACCUCAGGGAUUGAUUAGAGGUCAUGCCUACAGUAUUACGCGUGUCAAAUAUGUAGAGAUUCAGACACCAAAUCAGUAUGGAAGGAUACCCUUGCUUAGGCUUAGAAACCCUUGGGGUAAUGAGGCAGAGUGGAAUGGUCCAUGGAGUGAUCAGUCACCAGAAUGGAGAUUCAUUCCUGAUCACGAGAAAGAAGAACUGGGUCUGACCUUCGACAUGGACGGUGAAUUUUGGAUGUCAUUCCAGGAUUUUACAAGAUACUUCACGCAAUUAGAGAUCUGUAACUUGAACCCAGACUCGUUGACCGAGGAUGAUUUAAAUGCUGGUAAGAAAAGGUGGGAAAUGAGCGUGUUUGAAGGAGAAUGGGUACGUGGUGUCACAGCAGGUGGUUGCAGAAACUUUUUAGAAACUUUCUGGCACAAUCCACAGUAUCGUAUCACAUUGGAGUACCCUGAUGAAGAUGACGAUAAGUGUACAGUCAUCGUUGCAUUGAUGCAGAAGAACAGAAGAGCACAAAGAAGAAUGGGUGCAGAAUGUUUAACUAUUGGGUUUGCGAUAUACCAUUUGGAGUAUCCUGAACGUUUACCAAAACCACUAGAUAUUAAUUUCUUCAAGUACAACGCAUCGGUCGCCAGAUCUCCAGCAUUUAUAAAUCUAAGAGAAGUAACUUGUCGCUUUAAAUUGCCACCUGGCGUUUAUUGCAUAGUGCCAAGUACAUUUGAUCCUAACGAGGAAGGUGAAUUUUUAUUACGAAUAUUCUCUGAAAAUAAAAACAACAUGGAAGAAAACGACGAAGAAGUUGGUAUUGGAGAAGUUGAUGAUAGGGUGAUUAACCCGAAAGGUGAUGGUGAAGAUGGGGAUAAAGUUCGAGACGAACCAGAACCAGACCGAAACGCAGAAAAAGUUCGUGAAUUCUUCAAGAAACUCGCUGGCGAGGAUAUGGAAGUGGAUUGGAUGGAACUCAAAGAAAUCUUAGAUUUCGCAAUGCGGAAAGAACUACCACAGUCGGUGCGUCGUAGUGAGGCUCAUGCCCCAGAAACUGUACAAGGAAAUGGUUCUUUUAUCGACACUCUCAUCUCACUGCUGUGCGGCAUUGUUUGUAAUAAUGAACAGUACAAUAAGCCCGUAGAAACACAUGACAAAGGAUUCAGUAAGGACGUGUGUCGUAGCAUGGUUGCGAUGCUAGAUGUAGAUCAUUCUGGCAAACUUGGAUUCGAAGAGUUCAGAACUUUGUGGAAUGAUAUAAGAAAGUGGAGGGCUGUAUUUAAACUAUAUGAUAAAGAUGAGUCAGGAUACUUGAGCGCAUUUGAAUUGCGGCAAGCAUUAAACAGUGCAGGUUAUCGAUUAAAUAAUCACAUCCUUAAUAUUUUGGUCCAUCGUUAUGGAACAAAGGAUGGUAUGAUUACGUUUGAUGACUACAUAAUGUGCGCGGUUCGACUUAAAACGAUGAUAGAUAUUUUCAGAGAACGAGAUCCAGAUUUAACUAACACAGCUACGUUUACGAUGGAAGAAUGGAUAGAGAAAACAUUGUAUUCAUAAUUUAAAAAUUCUUAUAAAUUUGGAUAAAAAGAGAUAUAUUUUGA
Molecule: messenger RNA, 3297 nt
Organism: Megachile rotundata (alfalfa leafcutting bee)
Lineage: Eukaryota; Metazoa; Arthropoda; Insecta; Hymenoptera; Megachilidae
Gene: CalpA
Product: calpain A
Biological process (GO): proteolysis
Cellular component (GO): cytoplasm
Molecular function (GO): calcium-dependent cysteine-type endopeptidase activity; calcium ion binding
Source: RefSeq, a predicted model, not a curated record